AACCCAGCGGCAAACACAGGCUACAAGUGCUGUGGCUAGAAAUAACGGACUUUCUCCGGGUGCCACGGGGACGAGAGUGUUCCCGGCUUCAGCUUUACUGAGUGGCCAAAGCAGAAGGAAACUUGCCUUCUCAUUUGAGGGAUUCUGUCACAGGAAUGUGUGAGUCCCUGGAUAAAUUUGGCUUGGUGAUGGCAGUGUGCUCUUCCCAGAGAUUCUGCCACAUUCUCCUUGCUCCUUUUCUACCCUGACCCAAGUUUCUCACUGCUAACCUCGGUGACAAGUCAGAAGAUUUGCUCCUUCCAUCAUCUUCUGUUCACGGGUUCCCUUUUCCGUGUUUGUCACUCUGAUGAGAAACUGAGGCCAAGGUGUCUUCAACCAGCCAUGGCUGUAAAGGGAAUGAGGACCAGAGGAGCAGGCCUCCCUACAGUCCAGGAUUAAAUUCUACCAGAUUCUUCUUAUCUAAUUGUGUUGCUGCUAGCAAAAGUUUGGAAAUUUUGGGGAGAAAUCUAUCUAGCUCCCAUGGAGCUCCACUCUCUAUCUAAGAGGAACAGCCCAGUGGACCCAUGCAAUGCUUUGGAGUGGAGUUCAGGAGAGACUUCUGGUGACCAUAUAGAAGAGGCAACCAUCAGAGAUGCUCUUUGCUAUCAGAAAAACUUGGCAUCAACACCAAGGGCAGAUGUGGCGGAAGUGUGUAGACUUAGCACUUCUCCAGCAUCCCCAACCUCCUUGCUCCAAGACAAUGCUAUUCAAACAAGCUUCUCCCUAUCCAGACCUCCUGACUCAGGGAACAACCAAGUAAUGGCUGAUCGCAAAGUCUGUAAUUGUUGCAGCCAGGAACUAGAAACUUCUUUUACUUAUGUGGAUGAGAAUGUCAACUUGGAACAGAGAAGUCAGAGGUCACCAUCAGCCAAAGGCAGUAAUCACCCUGUAGAUCUGGGAUGGGGAAACCCUAAUGAAUGGUCUCAUGAGACUGCCAUGUCUUUGAUGUCGGAAGACGAUGAUGAUACAAGUUCAGAAGCCACAUCUUCAGGGAAGUCUGUAGACUAUGGUUUCAUCAGCGCCAUCUUGUUCUUAGUCACUGGUAUCUUGCUAGUGAUCAUUUCUUAUAUCGUCCCUCGGGAGGUGACAGUGGAUCCCAACACAGUGGCAGCCCGGGAGAUGGAACGCCUAGAAAAGGAGAGUGCAAUGCUAGGUGCACACCUGGACCGUUGUGUGAUCGCUGGGCUCUGCCUCCUCACCCUUGGGGGAGUUGUUCUGUCUUGCUUGCUGAUGAUGUCUAUGUGGAAGGGAGAGCUCUAUCGUCGAAAUAGAUUUGCCUCUUCCAAAGAGUCUGCAAAACUCUAUGGUUCUUUCAACUUCAGGAUGAAAACGAGUACUAAUGAAGACACUCUGGAACUGUCCUUGGUAGAGGAAGAUGCCCUUGCUGUACAGAGUUAGUUCUAAAAUCCUUGAGAGACAGCCAUACCUUUUAUAUGAAAAAAAAAAAUUAAGUCAUGGGUCCUUUAUUUGUUUGACAAGAAAAGUGUUCUACCACACACAAACUAAAAGCCAGUGAGUGUUUUAUUUCCAUGAAUCUUGUGUAAGAAAACCUAUGUAAGUUGUAAAAGAAACCAUAGCCAGCUAAUCGCUACUUGCUAUGAACUGAAAACUAAUUAACCUGAAAUCACUAUGUGUUUCUACUUCUAAACAAAAUACUUCUGCUGACCUAAUAUAUAAGUGUUGUCUUAUACAUAAACAUGGAGAUUAUUACUAGGGACUAGAAGGGCUCCUGCAUAAUUCGAUCACUUGGCAAUCUAUUCCACGAAACAUAAGCACUAAUUAAAUAGUAAGGCUUACAUUUAACUCCCAAAGGUACUUUUCCACUUUCUUUCUAAAUUUUCUUCCUAUAAUUUGUCUAAACCCUAAAAUGUAGACUUUGGCAGCAUGAAUAUUUUGAAAGCUAAUGAUUUGGUUAUUUUUUUAAGCUAUCAGAAAUUAUAUUUUAAAUUAUUGCUAUAUUUAGAAGUGACAACUAUGUCAUUAACAUAUACCGUAUAAUAAGGUUAAUGAUACAAACCUUGUUCAGACCCAUGUGAAGUUAACAAACUGUUAUCACAAAGUAUUUCCUUAUGCUUUUAUUGAGCGUAGACGUAUUUGCUGAUGCAUAGUUUGUUUCCUGUUUGUGGAUUUGCACUCAAUUUGAUGACCCGUGGCCUUGAAAUCUUUACCACUUCUCAUGUGUGUGUGGCAAAGCAUUGGACUGUUAAAACACAUCCAGACAGGUUUGAACCAUGAAUGGGCCUGGCAUUCUCCCAGGUGACAUUUUGUGGUGAUGGUUUGGAGAAAAUAUCCAGAGUCGUUGCAGCUAGACCUGUGAGAACUCUGCCUAGCAUAAGCCAUUACUUAAAGAGUCCUUAAGCCUGUAGCCAAAUCUUACACUGGGAGUUGUGUUCAUUAUGAGUCCUGACUCAUCUUGCCAUCUCUAAACAUCAUUUGGAGAACCUUCUACUUCGGAUCUUUAAGGACCAUGCUCUUGCCUCAUAAAGUGAAAAUGUCUAGUUUAUGGGAAGUACUGUGGGCAAGGUGGUCAGGAAAGGGAUGGGAAGAAAGGCUUCUUCCCUCCCACUUAGGUUUUUUAAUUAGUAUGUUACAAAGACUAUCGAUUUCACUCUUAAAAAAGGACUGGAGCCAGGAAUGGGUGUGAGUGAAGGGAUGAGCUAGUGAGAAAGGUAUUUUAUUGGAGAUUCUUAAGAAUACCUAAGUCUAAUGUAGAUAUCUAUAUUGUCAUUGAGGAGGAGGGGUAAAUUGUAUGAGUUUGCAUAUCUAUAUGAAUGGGCUCUUGGGGGUAACAGAGGCAUUGUUGAGUUAGCUUUAAUAAGAGGUAAAGGAAAAUGUAAUAAAGAAGGGAGAGAUAGGGAUGACAACAUGUCACAGAAUCCUUAGGUAAGAAUAAGAGUGCAUACACACACACAGACACACACAGAAACACACACACACACACACACACACACACACACACACACAUGGAUAUAUAUACCCUUUGCCUUGCCCUGUAGAACAUGAUGUGCUGGUUUUCCAACCCACAAAAGACUAGACAGAACUUGCAUUUUGUGCUUCGCUUUUCCGUGAUUCUCCUGUCUUCUGUGCUAGAGGAACAUUCCUAGCAGGUUAAACCUUCUAGAGGUCUAUUCAGUUUCGAUCGCUAGUCUGCUUGAGGAACUACUUUGGAGAUAUUGAAGUAAAACAGGAGUAAUCUACUUCCAUGAGUGUGUAGAUAUGAACUGGGUUCAAACUGCAGCAGCAAAAUAUAUGAAAUAGAAUUUAAAUCCAUUUAAAUCCAGGCCUGGUGGAUCAUGCCUAGAUCCCAACACUUGGGAGGCUGAAUCGAGAUGAACAAAGCAUUAAGGCCAGUUUGGACUACAUAGGGAGUUCCAGUACAGAAUACAGAGUGGGACUCUGUUUCAAAACAUCAAAAUAUAAUAAAAUAUCCAUGAGUAUUUA
This is a messenger RNA of Mus caroli (Ryukyu mouse), 3480 nucleotides long. It is a transcript of the gene Tmem74, whose product is annotated as transmembrane protein 74. The record is from RefSeq and is a predicted model, not a curated record. NCBI's taxonomy places the organism in Eukaryota, Metazoa, Chordata, Mammalia, Rodentia, Muridae.